Messenger RNA from Penicillium taxi, 1599 nucleotides. Its product is annotated as NAD-dependent succinate-semialdehyde dehydrogenase. The transcript is spliced from 4 exons. The record is from RefSeq and is a predicted model, not a curated record. Gene Ontology annotation, molecular function: succinate-semialdehyde dehydrogenase (NAD+) activity. Gene Ontology annotation, biological process: GABA catabolic process. Bases 1 to 1599 code for a protein of 532 amino acids. NCBI's taxonomy places the organism in Eukaryota, Fungi, Ascomycota, Eurotiomycetes, Eurotiales, Aspergillaceae.
AUGGAGCGAAUGACCCGCUCUAUCUCACGACAAUUACUACGACCUCGCCUUCGAUCUCACUUCUCCAUUCCCCCGCCGCCAGCUUUGAAGAGAUUAUACACCAUGGGAUCCAACAGGCCAGAGCUAAAUGACAAGUCUCUCUUCAUCGAAAAAUGCUACAUUAACGGCGAGUGGGUCGGUGCCCAGUCCGGCGAGACCUUUGAAGUUCACGACCCUGCUACUGGAGCCCUAAUUGGAACUUGUCCCGAACUCAACAGCACCGACGUCCAGAAGGCUAUCGAAGCCGCCUCAGAGGCAUUCCCUAAAUUCCGCACAGUCUUAGCACGCGAGCGUGCGCGCAUGCUGCGCCGAUGGUACCAACUUAUGAUCGACAAUGCGGAGGAUCUGGCCAAGUUAAUCACAUGGGAGAAUGGAAAGCCUCUAGCCGAUGCCAAGGGCGAGGUUAACUAUGCCGCCUCAUUCUUCGAGUGGUUCAGCGAGGAGGCACCGCGUAUCUACGGUGAUACCAUUCCUUCAUCUGUGGCUAGCAACCGUGUGAUCACACUGAAGCAGCCCGUUGGUGUGUGCGGUCUGAUCACACCAUGGAACUUUCCCGCAGCGAUGAUCACUCGGAAGAUCGGACCGGCCCUGGCGGCUGGUUGCACUGUUGUUGCCAAGUCUCCCAGUGAGACCCCUUUCACUGCCAAUGCAUUGGCUGAGCUUGCCCACCGGGCUGGUAUUCCAAAGGGUGUGGUCAACUUCGUUACUGCGUCCAAGAACACUCCCGAGGUGGGUGAGAUUAUCACCACCCACCCCGAGGUGCGAAAAGUUUCUUUCACCGGUUCGACCAAUGUUGGCCGGCUGCUCAUGAAGCAGGCUUCAUCUACCAUCAAGAAGGUGUCCUGGGAACUGGGCGGCAAUGCGCCAUUCAUCGUAUUCGACGAUGUUGAGGACCUCGAUGCUGCCAUUGCUGGUGCUAUUGCUUCCAAGUUCCGCAGCUCUGGCCAGACUUGUGUCUGUGCUAACCGGAUCUAUGUUCAGAAGGGUAUUUACGACGAGUUUGUCAAGGGUUUCACUGCCAAGGUUCAGGAGUUCAAGCUCGGAGCUGGCUUUGGGGAGGGUAUUACCCACGGCCCUGUUAUUCACGAGCGUGCCGCCAACAAGGCCGAAGAACACGUCAAAGAUGCCAUUGGCAAGGGUGCUAAGGUUUUGAUCGGUGGUAAGAAGGCCACUGCUCUGGGUCCUAACUUCUUCGAGCCUACUGUGCUGUCCGGUAUGACCAAGGAUAUGCAGCUUGCUACUGAGGAGACCUUUGGUCCUGUAGCUGGCUUGUUUGCCUUCGAGACAGAGAAGGAGGUUGUCGAUCUCGCCAAUGCCGCUGAGGUCGGUCUUGCUGGAUACUUCUUCAGCGGGAAUGUCCAUCGCAUCUUCCGUAUUGCCGAGGCCCUGGAGGUUGGCAUGGUUGGUGUCAACACUGGUCUUAUCAGUGAUGUUGCUUCUCCAUUCGGUGGUGUUAAGCAAAGUGGCUUUGGCCGUGAAGGCAGCAAGUAUGGUAUUGACGAAUUCAUGGUUAUUAAGAGUGUUACUUUUGGAGGUAUGGGUGAGCCUUUGCAGUCAUAA